Molecule: messenger RNA, 921 nt
Organism: Cydia amplana
Lineage: Eukaryota; Metazoa; Arthropoda; Insecta; Lepidoptera; Tortricidae
Exons: 5
Coding region: 1-915 (304 amino acids)
Biological process (GO): proteolysis
Molecular function (GO): cysteine-type endopeptidase activity
Source: RefSeq, a predicted model, not a curated record
AUGUCGUGGUUUGAAACAGUAAAAAAAGCAGCUACAACUGUUGCGAAGAAAAUAGCUGAAGCAACUCCGACUGUCAUGUUCGGUGCAAGUGCUGUUCCUGACCAUCACAGCGGGUGGUGGAGUGUUCUCAAUGAACCUAGUACGUCUGGAAACCCAGGUGGAGGAUCCAGUGAAUCCAAUAGUGAUAUUGAUGUUGCAAGUGUAUCUACAGCUGUUGAAGUGACAACUAGAGCGAGAUACACUUAUGAGCUAGACAGAUUUCAAAAGAACGCUUUGUUAAUGUUUGUGCAAAUGAAAAGCGAACCACCGGGGAGUAGCAGAGUAGAAGAAACGACGACUCAAGAUUUAAACUUUAUCCGGGAUACCCUCACCGGUUUUCGGUUCGAAGUAAACACACACAUAGAUCUCACUUGUAGCGAAAUCGAGAAUAAAUGUCAGGAAUUUUUUCAGCAAAACUUUACCGAGUACGGUGCGGUUAUCGUGGUUGUUCUCACGUUUGAUGGCACAACGGGACAGUUAUCGGCGCUGGACGGCAGAUUUUCAGAAUCGAUCAUUUUGCAUCACUUGACGGACAAUUUGAAUCCGACAUUGCUCAGCAAACCCAAAAUAUACAUUACCGAGGCCAAUCGGAUAAUUUCCUCUGAAAAUGGACUCCGGUUGAUUUCUAUAUCACUGGAAGGACAUCUAGAUGUUUUGGGAUUUCACUUACCAACUAUGGAACAUCAAUCGAUGAUACGACGUCCACUUCUGCUUAUAUGUGACAACAUCAAGAAUAUGGCUGAUACUCAAGACUUUGCCACUAUAUUAAAGAAAUCUGCAGACGACAUUUCAACAGACGCAAACUCCGUUUUUGUGAAUAAUCCUAUAGAAUAUUGCAACAAGUUUACAAAAGAGAUGAUAUUAGCGAAAUCUUAAACAAUC